AUGGCUCGCCUGGGCGGGGCUGCAGAGGCUGUGAGGACCUGGGUCAGCCAGGUUGUGCUGCAUCAUGGCCUAUGCCCUUGGGCACAGUUGGCGGAGCAAAGCAAGGUAGUCACAUACCUGACAUGUGAGGCGACCACUCCGGCGGCUGUGGGCACAGCGGUGCGCGCGGAGGCGGCACGCCUGGUCAGCCGGAGAGUUCCAUGGGCCACUUCGCUGGUCGUUUGCCCGCAUGUGGUGCCAUGGCAAGAAGACUUCCGCGUAUUUGAUGAUUGGGUGGCCAGAAGUAACCAUUUAGACGACCUGGAGGACUUGGUGUCCCUGGUGGCUUUCCAUCCUCGCUUUGCUCGCUGGCAUGCGCUGGAUCCUUCCGUCACUGAGGGCACCCAGGUGACCUCCCACUACGAGGAGGUGGAUGGAGAGAAGAGCAAGAGGGCCCUGCCAGCCGUGGUCGAGUGCCUGGACCCCAAGCAGGUGGGAGUUCGACGCAUCGGCAUCCGCUUCAUAGAUGAUGGUGUGCUGCAGUGGGUGCCAAUGGACUGGCUGUCGCCAUCCUGGAAAGCUGCGGAGCUCCUGGCUGACAACCAGAUGCAUCAGGCUCCAUUUCCGACGGUCCACCUUAUUCGCCGCAAGGACCUGGCUUCUGUUCGAUGCAGCAAAGACGGCUACGAGGUCGUUGCCUCUAUACAGGCACGUAACAGCCAGCACCUCUCGAAGCUCCGAAGCAACGACCUGGUGGAAACAAAAAGGAAAGUAGUUGCAGAUGCAAUCCUCCCAGUGCUGUUGACGUGGAUCUUGCGCGAUAUGCUCUCUGGCGGCCAGGAAUGA
Messenger RNA from Symbiodinium natans, 825 nucleotides. NCBI's taxonomy places the organism in Eukaryota, Dinophyceae, Suessiales, Symbiodiniaceae. The record is from the annotation of a GenBank genome assembly.